This is a messenger RNA of Adineta ricciae, 9216 nucleotides long. The record is from the annotation of a GenBank genome assembly. NCBI's taxonomy places the organism in Eukaryota, Metazoa, Rotifera, Eurotatoria, Adinetida, Adinetidae.
AUGUUUAUUUUAGCUGUCUGUAAUCCUGUAUGCAAGAACGGUGGAACAUGUAGCAAUAAUGAUACGUGUAUAUGUCCAAGCGGUUAUAUUGGUCCAACAUGUGCAGUUCAGUCUGAUGUUCUUUGUAAUAAUACUGACUUGAGUAACUUAGCUCCCAUUGUGUCUGUUACAUUUGGUGCCGGUAUUCCACAAUAUUCGAGCGCAAUUCCCAAUGAUUUUGAUUUCACGACAACAUAUCACCAGUCUUUUAGAGGUCCUGUAGGUGACGGAUAUUUUGCUUUUGUAAAUGCAGUGCCCAAUGAUUUUGGUACAUGGCAUGGAAGUGCACGAGAUCACACGGAUGAUGCAAAUGGUUACAUGUUGUUGGUGAAUGCAAACUAUAAACUCGGUCAACUUUACAAUUAUACAGUAACUGGACUGAUUAUUGGAAGUCGUUAUCAGUUCUCUGUCUGGGCUGCUAACAUUGUUAUAUCUACAUUGAAUCAAUUGAAGCCAAAUAUUUUAUUUCAAGUUCGGUCUCCAUCGCUCGAUAAUAUUUUACUAGCACAGAUAGACACUGGUCCUAUAUCAGAAUAUAGCAAUUUAACUUGGGCUCAAUAUGGCUUAUCAUUUAUUGCACCAACAACUUCUGUAGUUUUAUUGAUGAUUUCAAAUGCACCAGGCGGUAACGGGAAUGAUUUUGUUCUUGAUGAUAUUCAAUUGCGUGGUUGCCGAUCUAAAGGUUCAAAAUGCACUCCAUUCUGGACAAUGCCCUCAUCGAUUCAAACUACGUAUUUCAUGUAUUUCAAUGCUAAUACAAAUAUCAGCGGUGAUAGUAGUCGCAGUGUUUGUGCUUAUUUUCGUGCUAGUAACUGGAACAUUGAUAAUAUCAUCGUGGAUAUCGGUUCACCCAAAUCAACACAAACUGGAGGAUGUAAUAAACAUUUCACAAUAGGUAUUUUCAAUAGUACACAUAUAAAUGUAUUUGGAAUGUGCCCUCAACAUGAUAAUAUGUUGCUCUUCGUUGGACCAGACACCCUUUUCGAUGGUGUCUUUCAUCAGAUAUGUGUCACCUAUAAUACUACGAGUAGACAAUUAUGCGCUUAUCGAGAUUAUCAACAAGCAACGUGUAUCACGCGGACUAAUCAGCCUUACAACACUAUUCCAGGUAAUGUGCGAAUAGGCUGGUGGUCUGAUCGUAAUCGUCAAUUUAUAACGUUAGGAGGUGGAUUGAUUCGAUCAGUAUCAUUGUUUGAUUAUGCAAUUGAGCAAGAUUGUGUCAUUCAGGAGCGCAAUCGAAUACAGUCAAUGAAUCCGAUAACAAACAUAACAGUGUGGUCAAACACAACUAAAUCAAAUACUUGUAACUAUCAUGGGACUUGGGAUAUGGGAGAAUGUGUUUGCAACAUAGAAUAUGAAGGCCCAAAUUGUUCCACGUGUGAUGUAGGAUACUUUAAUUAUCCCAAUUGUUAUCCGUGUAGUAAAUGUGAGUCUUCGAAUGCGAUCUGUAAUCAUAAAAACGAUACCUGUAUUUGUGAUGAUUCCGUCCGUUUCACGGGUCUUUUCUGUACAGAAUGUCAAUCUGGUUAUUAUGGGCCGCAAUGUACCAAUAAGACACAACUACUUUCUGUGCAACCCAAAAUCGUUAGUGACACUUCAGCACGAAAUUAUGUCAAUAUUAAUUUAAUGGGUGCUUACUUCGAUAUUUCAUCGAUAGAUGAUGUUUUAUGUCGAUUUGAAUCAUCCCUUGUAUGGACUACUGUAGCAACCAGCGCCAAUAUUUCAUCGGUAGUCUGUAUGCUGUCAAACUAUACACAACGCCAGGACGUAUACGUUUCAGUCUCACUUGACCAUGGCAUUACGUGGGUUACCAAAUCAUAUGCUCCAUGGAACUAUUCUAUUUCGAUCCAGAUCACUUGCCCAAGCAAUUAUUCUUGUUCGCGUGGUGAAUGUCAUUUUGGAAGUUGCGAAUGCCCAACAGGUUACAUCGGAUAUCUUUGUGAUCAAUGCGACAUUGAUCAUUUCUUUGUUGUAUCGAAUAUAUCUUCCGGGAUUCGUGAAUGUGUGGCAUGCACUACAUACUGUCAAAAUAAUGGAACCUGUAGCAAUUCGACCUGUAUUUGUAAAUAUGGUUUCACUGGUCAAAUGUGUGAUAAAUGUCAAGAAAAUCGAUUUGGUCCUUCCUGUUUAUCACAUCCAAUAAUUCAAUCAAUUAGUCCCACAACAAUUCACGAUAUGGGUGAUAUGAAUUUAACGGUGUAUGGAUUAAACUUCAAUUCAACUGACUUCAUGGGUCCCCGAUCGUGUAAAUAUUUUUCUAAUAGCAAUGGUAUAAAUGUAUCUGUAGUCACUGCACUAUUCGUUAAUGACUCAACUGUUAUCUGUAAGAUUCCUUUCAAAAUGCUUGAUACAACUGUCAAUUGGUUUCUUCGGUUGAUGAUUAAUGAAACGGAACAGGUUUAUUCAACUUUUCAAUUAUCGGUGAUCCCAACAUGUCCUAAUUUUACUAAUUGUUAUCCAAAUGGGCGUUGUCAAUUUCGUUCAUGCGUUUGUAAUCCACCUUAUUAUGGAUCAUCGUGUGAAUUGUCUCCUUUACCACCGGUGUUCAACCCAUUACCUGUUUUCAUCGUCAAUGAAUUCAAUUCAACAACAGUUAACUUAUCUGCUUACAUAGUGUCAGGUACUCCACCAUUCCGUUAUUAUUUUCAAAUUGAUCAAUUUAAUCCCAUGACUGACUUUUACUACGAUCAUUUUUAUUUAAAUGAAAUAACAGGUAUUUUGAAUACAAGUUCUGCAUUAGCUUCGCUAGAUAACUACAAUUUUAUUGUUUCUGUCACUAAUGUAAUGGGCACAACGAAUCUUUCUAUUGCCAUUCAAGUUCCACCCUCUUACAGUGCAACAAUUCAAUGGAAAUGUUCAAAUCAAUACAUAUCUUCAAAUAUCGCCUAUGAUCUUGAAUAUUCAGUAAAUGCAACUCAAGGAAAUGUCUCAGUAAAAGUCUGGGUGGAUCGUUCACUCCAAACAACAGUUACUGUUGACAGUAAAGGCUACUACACUGGUAUCUAUCAUUUCUCCAAGAAUUCAUUCGCUGGAUCAUUGGAAAUUGCCACUUCCCAUCCAGCUUAUGAUUCAUCACCACAAGUACAAGACGUUUUAUUAGUUGAAAAUCUUCGUAUCGCAAUUUCACAAUGGACGUAUUGGUUAUAUGCAUCUUAUGCAAAUCAUCUAGUGGAUUUUGUUAUUAUCAAUAAUCCAGGUGAUUUUGAUUUGAUCAAUAUUACAAUGAAUUUAACUUAUACAUCACCAUGUAUUCAAUCCUAUUCAUUUUUUCCUUCAUUAAUUACGAAUUUACCUGCAUUCUCAAGCAUAACGAUAUCACUUCAUAUUCUUUUAAAUUGUUCAAGUACAAAUCAAUAUUUAACUUUGCCAUUCAAUGAAUCAAGAGUUGGUUCAUUAGCAACAUCGUCAUUUAUGAUAUCAAGUCAAUGGAGUUGUCGAACACGAAAAAAUUGUACUCAUCACGGAUCUUGCAUUGAUAAUGAAACAUGUUCAUGUAACGAUCCCUAUUCAGGAGAUUCAUGUGACAAAUGUGCACAGAAUCGUUUUGCUUAUCCAUCAUGUGUUGAAUGUCCAGUGUGUAUUCAUGGUCAAGCACGAUGUAAUCAUUCAAUAGCAACAUGUGAUUGUGUUGACAAUACACGUGUAUAUGGAUCAUUAUGCCAAUAUUGUCAGAAUGGAUACUAUGGAGCAAAUUGUACACUAAUUCCAAUUGUUUUUUCAAUAUCACCAACAUCAAGUUUAGAAUUAUCCAAUGCAACAAGCGUAACAUUGUCUGGUGAUAAUUUUCAAAAUGUUUCAUCAUUUUGUCAACUAAUUGAUAGUAAUAAUCAAUCAAUAUUGAUUUCUGCUACUUUUAUCAAUAGUAAACAAAUGAAUUGUAUUUUGAAUUCUCAUCCAGCUGAUAACCUUAAAAUUUAUCUUCUACAAAACAAUAUGAGUGUUACUUCACUGAAUACUUUAACAUAUCGAUAUUUACCAAGUUGUCCAUUAACUGGAUGCAAUCAUGGUCAAUGUGUCAUGGGUACUUGCCGUUGUUAUUAUCCAUAUUCUGGUACAAAUUGUUCGACAUUACCAAUUCCACCUCGUUUAAUGACGAUACCAACUUUUACAUUAAUAGAAAUGUCAUCAUUUAAUCUCUCAAUUUCUCAAUAUCUUCUACAAGGUGAAUCUCCUUUCGAAUGGUCAUUGAUUGGAAAUAUUCCAAGUGGAUUAUCCAUAGAUUCAUUAUCAUCACUUAUACAAUGGCCAUCAGCAAUUGCGUCUAUAACUGAUUAUACUAUAAAUGUUCAUGUGUUACAAACAUCAACAGGUGUUACUGAUCAGCAAACAUUCACAUUAUCUGUUUCUCCUAUUUACAAUGUAAGUGUUCGUUUUCGACAAUCACAUGAAAGUUUAACUCGAAUUACGUCCCCCUUGAUCAUUGAUGGACAAAUUCAUCGAUACUAUAAUCGAACAGUACGACCUGGCUGGUUACAAGCAAAUGUAUGGAUUUCUAUUGAUAAUGUUCGCCGAUAUUUACCGUCAGUAAAAGUACCAUCGACAAAAAAUACAUUCACUACGUAUUAUAUGCCUUUGACGAACGAAUAUGGAACAUUGUAUGUAGGUGGUGAACAUCCAGCUGGUUUGGAAAAUAACAUUACUCCGGAUUAUUUGACUCUUUUAGGUUUAAAUGUUAAAAUAAUGACUGUAGAUACAUUGCAACUGCGUGCAGGAGAGAUCUAUAUGAAUUCAUUUUCAUCUGCUGCCAUAAUUUCAAAUCCUUGUAACUAUUCAAUCGACAAUUUGACAUAUUCAUUAACCAGCCCUAUAAAUGUCGUGCGAUUUUACAAUCUUUCAUCGCCCAAUUGUAAUUUGAGAAAUAUUCCUCCAUUAACAAGUUGUUCCAUUGAUUUUUAUAUUCAAUUUAAUCAAAGUGGUUCAGGUUAUCUUGCUUUCACAUGGACAAAUGAAAUUAUCAAACCAGUUAUUGUUGCUUUUCCAAUUAAUGUAGUCGUUGAUCGAGCAGACUUUACUAUAGAUCCAACAUGGACAAGCUUAAUUACUCCUCGAAAUUCGCAAAAGUUUCUAUCAAUCACAGUUUAUAACAAGGGCUCGUUUCCUUUAGGAUCUUUAAUAAUUACUUUACCAAAUCAAGGAUAUAUUUCUGUUCUAACAGAAAGUAUCCCGAAACUCAACAAAUCUGAAAGUGCCUCGUUUCUUCUAAUGAUCCAAGUAUCUGAUUCAGCACCAUUAAGUAUAUUCAAUUUGCGAGGUUCCGUUAAAGAUCUUACAUAUUCGAUUUCUCAAUCGUUCAAUGUCGAAUUGACCAUUGUUGGAAGUAACACUACGUUGUUCAAUAUAAAUUUUGUCUGUAAAGAUGAAUUUUCUUAUUUUGGUAAUAAUCCAGUGAAUUUACCUGAUGUAACUAUUACAAUAACCAAUCAAUUUCUCAAUGAAAAACAUGUACUUCAGAGUAAUCAAACAGGAUAUGCAUCUAUAUCACUUCCGGCAGGUAUUUAUGAUAUUCGCGCUCAAGCAUUAAAACAUUCAUCAUAUCAAACUCUUAUAACAAUUGAUCGAGACUCAACAUCGAAUCGAGAAUUAGUUAUUUUUCUUCAACGUAUCUUUGUUUCGUAUACUUUUACAGUUACGAAAGUUUCUGUCGAACAAACGUAUAGUAUAACAUUAGAAGCGGAAUAUGUAGCUUAUGUUCCUGCACCUGUGAUUGUGGUUUCACCAACGAUUAUUGAUCUUGAUGAACUAGAAGAAAAUGAAGAUAUAACUCAGAUUGAUUUGACUUUUACGAAUUAUGGCCUUGUUCGCUUAGAUAAUUUUCAAUUCAAUUUACCAAAUUCUGUCUCAAAUUUAAGAUUUUCUCUUAGGGAAUCAAUUAACACUAGUAUUGAAGCAAGUUCUUCAAUAAUUAUUGCAGUAAUGGUAGAACAUCUUGAUAAUCAUCGUAUCAAGCGAGGCGUAGCUACUGCAGCUUUCGCAGAUUUUACAGCUACCUAUCUUUGUAAUGGCUUACGGUAUCUCGUUGGAAACCUGCCCGUAUUUACAUACAAUAAUGUAUUGCCUCCUGAUAUUGUAUUUCCAAACGAAUGGACUGGAGGCGGAUUCAGCACAGGAAGUGGUUUUGUUGACGACGGAAACGAAGGCGGUACAACGACACAAAUCAUACCUUUUCGAUUCGAAAGUCCGACAUGUGAAAGCUGUGUGAGUAGUAUUCUUGAAUGCAUUAUUGCAAAAGUGAUACCUGACAAAUAUAAAUGGUUCAGCAAAGCUGAAGAAUGCAUAUCGAUUCCAUUUACGUUGAGCAAGUAUAAUUCUUCAUCAUCCACAUCUCGGCUAGGUCGUGUUUUAAGCGCAAUAUCAUUAGUAUUAGACCUAACAAGUGGACUAUUGAGUUGUCAUGGUAUUCCUGUACCACCAUGGCUUGAUGCCAUAAUCUGUUUGAAAGGCGUUGCUGGUGGUUGUUUACCUUCAAUUUCACAUUCAGAACAACGAAAAAGGCGUUCUUUUAGCAGCAGUAGUGAAAUUGCAAAAUCUCAAUUAGCAUCUAUCAUUCCUAUUAUGGAUAAUUUUCGAGAGUUGCUUAUCCUCGGCUAUGGAGAUGCAGUUUGGCUUGAUCUCAGUUGUGUUGAUGAAUCAUGGGAAGAUGCAUUUAAUCGAGCACAACAAUCAACGAGCGAUGAAGGUUACUUGAUCAGUACACAAGAAUAUAAUGAUUUAAUAUUAAUUCCUCAUCAAUGUGUCAAUCAAACUCAAACUCAUAAUCGUGUUUUGUACUUUAAUCGAACAGUAUCUUUUUAUUCACUAGAUAUUGAUGAAUCAAACAGUUUAACAAAUGAUUAUCUCUCUUUUAUGAGUCUAUCUGAAUUUGAUAGACGUCUAACACAAUACAUGAAAGAUGUGAAUUAUACAAAUUUAUUGGGUUAUUCAAAUAUAAUUCAAGCACAAUUUUCUAUUUUUGACAAUUAUCAAAAAGUCUUUAGCGAUUCUCCCAUCGGUACUUGUGCAGCAGUCACUAUCAGAAUCUUACAACAAUUUACAAUAACUCGACAAGGUUUUGAUGCUGAAUUAACAAUAGAUAAUAGUGGCGGAGAUACUUUAUAUAAUGUUCAUGUUACUUUAUUUGUUUAUACAGCGAAUCAAACCGAUGCAACCGAUAGAUUCAGUAUUGGCGAUCCGAAGAUUAGCGGUGAUUUACACGAUGCAAAUCUUCCAUCAAGUAGUUCUGGCCAAAUCAAUUGGUUACUUAUUCCAUAUUCAUUCGCUGCACCUAUAGAAGCUACUAGGUAUAAAGUUGGUGGUCAACUUUCAUACACAAUUGAUGGAGAACUCGUUAAUAUAACUCUUCAACCAGAUUCGAUUUUUGUCGAACCAGAAUCUCUUCUUGAUAUAGCUUAUUUUCUUGAAGAAAAUAUCAUUGGCCCUGAUCCAUUUUCGAACGAAUCUAUUACUUCACAGCCAUUCAUUCUUGCGGUUAUCAUUACAAAUAGUGGAUAUGGAUCAGCGAGAAACUUUCGAAUCUCUAGUGGACAACCAACAAUUGUUGAGAAUGAAAAAGGUUUACCGAUUAAUUUUCGAAUCACAGGAAUGAAAGUAAAUAAAGAACAACGAUUCAAUAUAGAACUAUCGACUACACUCGGAGAUUUAUCGCCAUUUACAACCUCAAUGGUCACUUGGACAUUGCUUUCCUCUCUUAAAGGUUAUUUCAGAAAUUUUACUGCAUCCUAUGUACAAACAAAUCCUAACGGUGAUUCAAAAUUAUCCUUAAUCAAUUCUUUGACAACACAUCGUUUACAAAAAGUAGUUUUACUCGACACUCUACUUUCCGAACUCAACGAUAGUCAAUAUGAUUAUCUUGUCAAUGAAUUAGAUGGCAAAGAACGUGUUUAUAGUAGUACAAAUGCUACACUCUCAUUUCCCGUUUAUCUUGUUUCAAGUUUCGUUCAAUAUUAUUCAAUAGAUUAUUACACACAACGAUUAAUUGUUACUGCAACUCAUAAUCAAACAUAUUCAUCUUUUAUCCAUAUUAGUUUUCAAAAUUUAUAUCCACAGCAUACUCUCAUCUCUUCAAAACGUAUCAAUAAUGGUCUAGAUGUUACUGUUAACACAUGGCUCACGCACAAUGUUGAUCAUUUACAGGCAAGUGAUCAAAUUGAAGAUCUUGUACAUAUUUUCGAUAUGACAUCAUCAGAAUCAAAUGUAACAUAUGAAGUUCUUCUCCAAGCAACUGAAUUACUAUCAUCAUUAUCGACAUCCUCUUCACCAAGUAUAAUUUUAACCGAAAUGACAACGACACAAUUCAAUAACGCUCAAAAUACGAUCUUUACUUAUCAAACUGAUCCACAUACAUCAGAGCACCAACAAGUUUCAUCGUCAUUGGAGUUGAAUACAAAGGUAAUGGAUACUACACAACCAUCGAUAAUUACAGAUGAAAUAACAUCAACACAAUUAAUAUCUCAUCAGACUAUUUCUACUGAAACUAUACAAGUAUCAUCAACGACAAAAGUUUAUAGUACUCUCGUACACGAGUCAACAUUUUCUUCGAAUACUGUGACACGUCAAACAUCAUACACACAGGAAUCCAUGACCUCUAUUUAUACUUUUGCUGGAUUGACUGUAUUAACAAAUUAUUACAUUCGAUUUAUAUUGUCGUUUCCAGCUAACAUUGAAAAUUUAACUACAACUCAACUUAAUUCACAAAUUUUAAAUAUUUUCACAGCAGCUCUUAGUAUUCAUUCAAAUCAAAUUCAUAUUACUACAAUGAAAUCAUCAGUUCGUACAUCAACAAACACCACGACGUACGUUCGCCUUUUCAAUACUGCUACAGAAAGAGCUGAUUCUGUACUUACACGAAUACGUCAACAAUUGAAUGAUCCCUUUUCGUCUUUGCGAAGUCAAAACUUAACUUCUCAGUUAACAAAUGAAUCAAUUUCUGAUGUAAUGGAAAUAUAUGUCUGUGAUGAUGGUAGAGAACAACAAACACCUUGUAUCUCGACUACAACAAUACAAUCGACUUCGACUAAUUCUCUAACAGCAUUACUUCUCAAAAUUAUCAUUCCGUCUGUCAUUGGUAUAAUCAUUGUCGGUACGAUCAGUAUUCUCAUAAUAAGAUAUUUACGCUAUCGAUCAAAAUCUGCAAACCUUUUCGAACAGCCAUUUGAUGAUCUUGCACUAAAUAGUUUCUAA